GCAGAGGUCAGAGCAGCAGUCAGUACAGCUCCUGCAUUACCACAGAGUAGCACAAUCUGUGUCACUCUUUACGCUUUUAUUGUUGUGUUUCGCAGGAAUUAUCUGGUGGGACGGUUAACUUGACUCUUUUGUUGGUUCAGGUCGUUCUCAAACUCGCGCCGAAAUGAGUGUGACGGUGCCUUCGGAAAAAGUCUUUCUGACGGCGCUGCAGCCCAAUUUUACCGUCAGUACUUACGCGGUACCGUCCGAAAACGAGCUCUCGCACACCGGGACACAUGCCAAAGAGGACUCCAGAUUUAAACGUGUACACCAGCAGGUGUCCAUGAGAAUGGCGGAGAAAUCCACUCUUCCGCGCCAGAACGGCUCUUCGUCACAACACGCAGCCUCAGAGUCUGGAAAAUACUCAACUAUGACAAAAUAUCAGACCCAGAGCUUCACCCCAAGUUUUAGCUCAAAAUCAUACGUCUAUAAUGCAAGCAGACCAAUGGUGUCACAGCAUUCACAGUUAUCUGGUAGAGGUUACUCAUCCCGCUCUGCCAUCGAUUUUGCUCCAAGAACCAAAAUUAGCUACUCAGGAGGAGGUGGUGGUGGUGGAGGCUACCAAGAAGACUUUGUGAGUGGAAGUUACCAGAGUGGUGGUUUACAGAGUGCCGGUUUCCAAAGUGGCGGUUACCAAGUUGGUGCUGGCCAGCAGCAAGCCAACACAAUGACUCGUUCCUUCAGUCGAAUGGGGGGUGACCAAGACACCGUGUCAGUGCAUUCCAUGCGUUUAUCGUCCGUUCCUCGGCAGGCUGUUUCUUCCUGGGUUGGACAAGACGACAGUGAUGGCAGUCUGGUUUCAGAACGCGACGCAACGUAUACACAACAAGCCUGCACCCGCAGUAUGAGCGACGGCUACACAGCCAGCACCUACCCACGCCAGUCUUUGUACUCGUCGUCCAGAGUGAACGGCCAUGAUGGCGAACAGCAGCAGGUCAAAUCCAUGACACUACCACACAUGCAACGCUCUCUGAGUGGAACACUCAUGACUGCCAGUGGAGGCAGCAUGGAGCAGGAAGUUUACACUCGACAGCCAUCCUACAAAGGCCCCGCCCACCGUACCAUCAGCAGAAUCAACAAUCGACAACAGAUUCGCGUAGGCACUGUUCCACCUAUCAUGUGUGGUAGUGCUGGAGGUGCAUUUAGUGGUUCCCAGGGCAACCUAGCCAUGAUGCAGCAGGGAAGGCUGUCACGUGCGGGCUCCGUGAGGAGUAUGCACAGUGUUGGGAGGGGCAAGGAUGUUUUUGACGGCAUGGAUAUGUGUGGCAGUAUGGGUAACCUGAACGGAAUUAAUGAUCUGGACAUGCCUACUGCCAUAUUCUAUCUGGAUCAGUCCGAUCCAAACCUUCAGAUGCAGGGAGCUGCCUACAUCCAGCACGAGUGCUACAAUAACAGCGAUGCUAAGAAAAAGGUGAAUGAGUUGAAGGGAAUUCCAUCUCUUGUGCGGUUAUUCAACUGUGGGAAUCAGGAGGUACAGCGCUAUGCAACCGGAGCCGCCAGAAACCUCAUCUAUGAGAACAUGGAGAACAAAGUGGCCCUCAUUGAAGCUGGCGGGAUACCUCAACUCAUUGCAGCCCUGAAAGACCAAGACGACGAACUCCGCAAGAACAUAACAGGUAUUUUGUGGAAUCUCUCCUCUAAGGAUAACCUGAAAGAAAAGUUGGCAAGAGAAACUCUUCCUGAAUUAACUGACAAGAUUCUGAUUCCCCUCUCCGGCACCGGAGAGCAGGAAAUCUUUGAGCUGAGCCCAUCAGAGUCAGAUAUCUUCUUGAACACCACUGGUUGUCUCAGAAACUUGAGCUCAGUGAAGGGGAAGACCAGACAGCAGAUGAGAGAGAGACAUGGCCUUGUAGAUGCUCUGGUUGGCUAUGUUCAGAAAUCCUUGAACGACAGUAAAGUGGAAGAGAAUGGUGUGGAGAACGCUGUGUGUGCAUUGAGGAAUCUGUCCUAUCAGCUGUACAAUGAGAUCCCCCCAUCAACACUGGCUCGUUUGGAGGGUCCUAGUCGAGCUCAAAGCUCUUCAAAAGGAGAAGCCAUUGGCUGUUUCGCACCUCAGAGCAAGAAGGCCAAAGAUUGGCAAAAUCAGGACCUCGCAACAUUCAAAGAGGUGUCAAAGCAGCCCAGUGGCAUAGAGUGGCUUUGGCACCCAAAGAUUGUGGAGCUGUACAACCAGGUGAUGCAACACUGUGAGAACAAUAGCACCACACGGGAGGCUGCUGCUGGAGCCCUGCUGAACAUCACCACUGGAGACACGAGGUGGGCAUCCAUCCUGAGUCGCGUAGCGUUGGAGCAACAGAGGGUGUUGCCGGUGGUUUUGGAUCUUCUAAAGACCAACAACAAUCAAGAACUCCGUUCUCUCACUGGGCUGCUCAGAAACCUCUCCCGUCAUGCCAAAGACAAGAACGACAUGGCCACAAAGAUGGUUAAUCCUUUGAUCAGCAAGCUUCCCUCCGAUGGCCGCCAAAAGGAACCAUCAAGUGACGUGGUGGUGAACAUCUGUGGUGCCCUCAACAACCUGGUGGCCAGCAGCAGUGUGGCGGCACGAGACAUCUCCUUCUUUGAUGGUCUGCCCAAACUGGCGGGCAUCAAAAAUUGUCAUGACAGCAGCCCCAGCAAACUGAAUGCAGCCAAAGCAGCGGCAACGGUGCUAACCAACAUGUUCUAUUACAAGAAACUACACAAAGAUUACUCAAAAAAAGGGUUCGAGAGAGAAGAUUUUGCAGAAAUGGUCUGAUUUAUACACCAUAAAAAGAAAAAAAGACAAUGCAUAAAGAAAACUCGGUUAUACUGCCACAGAAAUGGACAACCACACCAAUAACAUAAUGACAUAUUCUAAAACAAAUGUGUAUAACACAAACAAGACUUUAUUACAAUAUCAUGCACAUUAAGCACUCUCCUAAAUAGCCUUUUUCCAUUUUUGAGUUAGAAACGUUUUUUUUUUUUGUUUAAUCCUCAUGGAUGUAUUGUAACGUAUGCCUAAUUUUUUUAUUAUUAUGAUUAUUUUUUUUUUUUUAAGUUUCACAAAUUUACAUGAA
Molecule: messenger RNA, 3074 nt
Organism: Xyrauchen texanus (razorback sucker)
Lineage: Eukaryota; Metazoa; Chordata; Actinopteri; Cypriniformes; Catostomidae
Product: plakophilin-3-like
Exons: 13
Coding region: 164-2773 (869 amino acids)
Biological process (GO): cell-cell junction assembly; cell-cell adhesion
Cellular component (GO): adherens junction; plasma membrane; cytoplasm
Molecular function (GO): cadherin binding
Source: RefSeq, a predicted model, not a curated record